Messenger RNA from Ictalurus punctatus (channel catfish), 4763 nucleotides. It is a transcript of the gene fgf14, whose product is annotated as fibroblast growth factor 14. The coding region runs from base 887 to 1639 and encodes 250 amino acids. The transcript has 5 exons. Gene Ontology annotation, molecular function: fibroblast growth factor receptor binding; growth factor activity. NCBI's taxonomy places the organism in Eukaryota, Metazoa, Chordata, Actinopteri, Siluriformes, Ictaluridae. Gene Ontology annotation, cellular component: cytoplasm. Gene Ontology annotation, biological process: animal organ morphogenesis; positive regulation of protein phosphorylation; positive regulation of cell population proliferation. The record is from RefSeq and is a predicted model, not a curated record.
UCUGGAUGCGAUCUGUACUGCGCUGCGAGUGUGUGAGCCGAGACGCGCAGGUCGCACAGCUGCACCUUAGGAGAAGGUGGAGAUCCAUUUCUCCUGGAUAAGCGGAGACCGGCGGUGUGUGUGUGCUGCAAACCCCCACGAGCUGAUUAAAGAGGAGAGAACAAGGGGAGAGGAAAGUUCCGGAUACCACACACACACACACACACACACACACACACACACACACACACACUCAAUCUCUCUCUCUAUCACACACACACACACACACACACACACACACACACUCUCUCUCUCUCUCUCUCUCACUCUCUCUCUCUCUCUUACACACACACACACACACACACACCCUCUUUCUCUCUCUCUCUCUCUCUCUCUCUCUCACACACACACACCCUCUCUCUCUCUCUCUCUCUCUCUCUCACACACACACACACACACACACCCCCUCUCUCUCUUUCUCUCUCUCUCUCUCUCUCUCUCUCUCUCACACACACACACACACACACACACACACACGCGGGCGCGCGCCCGCACACACACUUGUGUGCGUAAAGCCAGCCACGAAUACUUAUAACGGAACCGGACUACUAACACAAUAAACGCGACCCCCCCUCUCCCCCCCUCCUAAAAAAAAAUAAAAAUAUGCCGGAACGUGUGAGCAUCGAAGCUGGACUUUUCAAGGAUCUGAAGUGCUAGUACUUGAAUUAUGUCAUCCCGGUGUCUUCAGUCCGUCCCGGUCUUCCGUGAACACUGCUGAAUAACGCGCUGUAAACUGCUAUAGCGGAGUGAGCCAGGGCAGCGCGAGCGGCCGUGACUAUGGGACACUGAUAGAAAGGCGCGCGUCGUCUGUUCUGGGUGCGAGAAGAGUUGUGCAGUUCUGUGAAACAUGGCAGCGGCGAUCGCGAGCGGGUUGAUCCGGCAGAAGCGGCAGGCGCGGGAGCAGCAUCUAGACCGACCCUCCACUAACCGGAGGAGGAAGAGCCCGAACAAGAGCAAAGGACUCUGUAACGGAAACCUCGUCGACAUCUUCGCCAAAGUACGAAUUUUCGGCCUCAGGAAGCGGAGACUACGGCGUCAAGAUCCCCAGCUCAAGGGCAUAGUGACCAGGUUAUAUUGCAGGCAGGGAUACUACUUGCAAAUGAACGCGGAUGGAUCUCUUGAUGGGACCAAGGAUGACAGCAGUAAUUCUUCGUUGUUCAAUCUCAUACCUGUGGGCCUCCGAGUUGUUGCUAUUCAGUCCGUGAAGACAGGGUUAUACAUCGCCAUGAAUGGAGAAGGCCAUCUGUACACAUCAGAACUCUUUACAGCCGAAUGCAAGUUCAAAGAGUCAGUGUUCGAGAACUACUAUGUGAUCUACUCGUCCAUGUUGUACAGGCAGCAGGAGUCAGGGAGAGCCUGGUUUCUGGGUCUCAAUAAAGAGGGCCAGGCAAUGAAAGGCAACCGAGUGAAGAAAACCAAACCAGCUGCUCACUUCCUGCCCAAGCCAUUAGAAGUCGCAAUGUACCGAGAGCCAUCAUUGCACGAUGUGGGAGAGACCUUACCCAAAACCGCUGCACCUCCUGCUAAAAGCACAAGCGAGCCGGUCGUGAUGAACGGAGGCAAGCCCGUCAGCAAGGAGGCGAGCAAGCCCAGCACAUAGCCCAGCCUCGGCUCAGAGAGAGAAAGAUGCUCUCCUUCUCUCUUCUACGGACCUGGUCCAGACGAGCCCCUCUCCUCCUCUCCUCCUUUUCUGCUCUCCUCUGACUUUCUCCAUCCACUUGGCAAAAAUCGAUUGCAGAAGUGUGACCAAGCGUAGCGACGAGGAGGAUUCGACUGGACGAAUCAGCUCAGCCCGCACCAUGGAAUGCCUCAGCCGCCUCCCCUCAGCCUCACCCUCAUCCUCACCCCCGACUCUCCCCCAGCCUGCACAUACAAUACCGCGACCCAUUUUUCCGUGACUGCGACAAUCCACGAGAACGAAGAGUGGAACGGCGGCCGUGGGGGGUGGGGGUGGGGGGGGGCGUCGAGCAGCGGCCAUCUUUGUCCCGCCGAUGGUCACCCGUGACUACUUUUUUGAGCCCUGUAUCAGAAGCGUCUAAUCCAGAUCUAUUUUCUAUACACAGUGAACACCAGCUAUGCUCUGGGGAAGGACUGACUUGCAAGAAAACAGGACUGUCGUCCUCGAAAUGUUUUUAUAGAGUUUCUUCCCGUGUCUCCUGCUCAGUCUUGCUUUCUCUCUCUUUUGCGUUCUCUUUCAUUGGUCAAACUCGCACUCUUUUCUCUUUGUCCAGUGCUAGAGAAAACAUUUGCAGGGGCUACGUGUGAUUUUUCUAACAACCCGAACAAUCCAUCUAUGUGAACACGUCCAGUACACUUACACACACACACACACACACACACACACACACACAUUACUUGUGUAGGACUGAAGUGCCAGUGGUGGCUCUCAUGCAGGAUAAUUCAGGAGGACUGGAGUCACCACAAAGCCUAUAGAAAUGCGAAUUAGCUUAGGCUCAACACUGUUUCUCUUUCUCGAUCGAGUGUACAGAAAGAGACACUGGAAGCUGAUUACUCACUUACCCACAACUCCACAUUGCCCUCCUGCAGUCAGUGCACCUGAAUGCACGGAGGUGCCUGAUGCAUACGUGUCCACAUAUCUCAUAUCUUCACCAAGCCGGCAUAUAGAGGAAGCCAAAUUCUAUUUUUCUUUACAGAUAGCUUAGAGCGCACGCUCUAGGAACAUAUAUAGGCCUUGUAGGCCUCAGGUCAAGGCACUCCCCUCAUGCUGAACUGUCAGCUGAUCCUGGUGUUCACUUAAUGGGCCUUUUUGUUCCGCAAAAGCAUGGGCAAGGUUAGUAUUGUGUUCUGUUCAUGGCGUAUGAUGCAAAUCAAGAAAUGGCUUCACUGUAUGAAAAAAUUAUUAUUAUUAUUAUUAUUAUUAUGAUUAUUUUUGAAAAAAAAAAAAAAAAAAAAAAGCUUUACAAAUAGACGUUUAACGACUAGCUAAUCAUAAUUAAAUAAGGAGAGUUUUCUUUCCUAGCUCAGCAUGCAGAGUCCAGUACUGCUCAUAUUGGCCUAUUGUGUGCCUGUGAUGACCUCUAACCCAGCAUGCAAAAACAUGUACCCAGUCUGUGCUGGGUUAAAGGUGCCUCAUGCCCCCAAGAAACACACACACACACACACGCACACACACACACAAAGAGUGGCUUAGUCAAUCUAUAAACACUCGUCUCACUUGCUAUUCUUUUGUAAUGAUCUUGAUUGUUGAAUGAUUUUACCAAAGUCGAUCGAUCCAUCCGAGAAUCCAGACCCACUGGAUGCAGUGCAGUGCAGUGGGCAGCACUAAAACCUCACCCACUCUGUCCAGUUUUGCUUCGUUGCUCACUGUGACAAAUAUUCACCCUCACACCAGAAUAAACUUUGCCUUUUUGAGUAAAUCCUGGAUGGGUGGGAUUGUAGUCAUUAGAGUAUACAGUCCAUUCCAACCAGACACGUGGGGUACCGAUCAGUUAAUCACCUGCAUGCUUUUCCUUAAGGACCAAAAACGCAAAAAAAAAGAAAAAAGAAAAGGGAAAGGUACGACGGAUCAUUAGACUGUUUACUGUAGGUCAGCACUGAAUGGGCAUGUUCUUCAAACGUUAUUCUCUCAUCCUACUUUCUCCGCCUCGAACUCAUAGCACUUUUCGAUCCGGAGUCAUCAUUUACUCACGACUUUUAGCGAACGAUCGAGGAUUUUCUGAAUCUCUGGGUCAGAUUUGAUAUUAAGCCUGUCUUGCUUUAAUAACUCUCCUAGUUUAACGAAUACGAUUUAGAAUGUUAUUAUUAUGUAGACUGAAGCUGGGCUGCUAAAUUGCAAAUAUAUCCAAGGCUUCAUUUGAAGACCUGUAUUUUCUGGAAUUUAUUGGGAUUAUGAGCUACUUUCUAUAUUAGGAUGUAUCGAAGCACAUUAGUUCGACUCGCGUAUUUGUACGACGCUGUGUUGCUAGAAUGACAUGCGGUGCCGUAGACCGAGGGAGCGUAGAGCGUACGAGUUGAGUUGAGAGCAGCUGUCCGACUUCCACAGCCUCCACAACACACACACACACACACACACCCACACACACUGAUCAUUCUCUCAGAUCUCAGAUGAACUCUACAUGCUGGGCUAACCUGCCCUUCAAACCAGUUGACUAGUCCUACGAAGGCUGAAUUUAUUUUUGUAAAUGACUGGUGAGUAAAUGUACAGUACAUCUGUUUGUCAGUCUGUUUAGUUCCUUUCUUUCUUCCUUUCUUUCUUUUUUUUUAAUUUUUACUCCUCUCUAUCUCGCAAAAAUGGUACUGUGUUCUGUUCCAUGCAGGUGAUGUGUACUGUUGUCUGUCCAUCCUAAGGAGCUACCACACACCCAUGUUGUUCAUUCUUUUCUUUCUCCUUGUCCAUAAUUUUUCUGUUCUCCGGGCAAAGUCUUUGUCACUCGUUCUUAGGUUUCAGUCGUCAGUGUGACCAUUACUUCAUCUUUUGCAUGGGAAGAGGAUGGCAUUUAAGAAAUGCAUGUUUGUAGGCUAUGUGUAUCAAGAAAUGUUGGUAUGUACUGCUAAUUUUACAUACAUAUAUGCAAAGAGUUUGUCUGCACUGUACAGUUUGUGUUUGUUGUACGCACAGAUACAACAUAUUGAAUAAAAUAUUUAUAUAAAGGUGUACUGUAACGUCACUAAGAACCUUAAUGCAAUACGAUGUGCAGUAUAUUACUGCACUCAGCCUUUUUUUAGAUGAUCAAACUGUUGGCUAAUAGUGGACAUUGUGGGUC